Molecule: messenger RNA, 1269 nt
Organism: Uncinocarpus reesii 1704
Lineage: Eukaryota; Fungi; Ascomycota; Eurotiomycetes; Onygenales; Onygenaceae
Exons: 1
Coding region: 1-1269 (422 amino acids)
Biological process (GO): activation of GTPase activity; nucleocytoplasmic transport
Cellular component (GO): nucleus; perinuclear region of cytoplasm; cytosol
Molecular function (GO): small GTPase binding; GTPase activator activity
Source: RefSeq, a predicted model, not a curated record
AUGGCGCCCUCCUCCACGGUCUUCUCAAUCCAAGAUAAAGGGCUAAGAUUCGACUCGGCGGCCGAUUUAGAACCCCAUAUCAAGCCUCUCGUCGAAAACGACAGUCUUUUUACCGAAAUCCACCUCGGAGGAAAUACCUACGGCGUCCCCGCCUGCGAGCUCCUAAGCAAAGCGCUGCGGGUGCAGAAGAAGCUCCACACCGCCAACCUUGCCGACAUAUUCACUUCACGUCUCCUCUCCGAAAUCCCACAAGCGCUUUCCUUCUUGUUAAACGCACUGCUGGAAGUACAUACGCUCCAGACCGUCGAUCUGAGCGACAAUGCCUUUGGACUCAACACGCAAGCCCCGCUCGUCGAGUUUCUGCAGGCGCAUCUUCCGCUGCGCCAUUUGCUUCUGAACAAUAAUGGUCUCGGCCCCAAGGCAGGGACACUCAUUGCCGAUGCCCUGACGGAGCUAUGCGCCAGGAAGGCCAAAGCGCGGUCGGAUCCAGACGUUGGGUAUGAAGUGCCCCUCCUCGAGACCAUCGUGUGCGGCCGCAAUAGACUAGAAAGCGGAAGUAUGGCCGCCUGGGCUCGUGCGAUUAAGGAUAACGGCAAGGGGCUCAGAACCGUGAAGAUGGUGCAGAACGGUAUCCGUCAGGAUGGAAUCACGUUAUUGUUAGACCACGGCCUGCGCCAUGCGCCGGAGUUGGAGAUUCUUGACAUGCAAGAUAACACAUUUACGGCUAUUGGAGCCCGAGUCCUGGCAGAUACAGUGACCGGGUGGCCCUCUCUACGCGAGCUCUCCUUGGGAGAUUGUUAUCUGAAGGGCCGAGGCUGGCUCCGAGUUGGUAAAGCAAUUGCACAGGGCAAUAACGCGAAAAUUGAGAUUCUGAGGUUAAUGUAUAAUGAUAUCAACGCGGCCGGAUUAAAGGUGUUAGUCCACGCUGCCAAAAACGCACUCCCGAUUUUGAGACGCGUCGAGCUGAAUGGAAAUAAAUUUGAAGAGGAUGAUGAAAGCAUUGUGGAGUUGAGAGAACUCCUCGACGAGCGAAAAGAAGCGAUUGGCAGAGACGACGAAGAUGAGGACGCAUGGGGUCUGGAUGAACUUGAUGAACUAGAAGAGGAAAGCGAGGAAGAGGAUGAAGAGGAGAGCGAAAUAGAAGAUGUGGAGAAAAGAGCAGAGAGGAUUGUUGAGGAAGCAGAGCUCGCUGAGGAUGAGAAGGUUGCCCAGGACCUUGAUAAUGCUGUGGAUGCACUUGGUGAAAAGCUCAAGGGAACAUCUAUCUGA